Scedosporium apiospermum is the source of this 825-nucleotide messenger RNA. RefSeq lists its product as uncharacterized. The record is from RefSeq and is a predicted model, not a curated record. Bases 1 to 825 code for a protein of 274 amino acids. Lineage: Eukaryota; Fungi; Ascomycota; Sordariomycetes; Microascales; Microascaceae. The transcript has 2 exons.
AUGACCGAACGAGUUGAGUCCGUGGAGCUGGGUAGCUAUAACCAGCGCAAGCAUGAUUCCGAAGAUCCGGAUGACAGGCCAAUCUGGGCGCCGAUUUCGCGGCCCUCGUUGAUGCUCAGCCUAUAUUUCAUCCCAUCAGCGCUUCUAUGCGCGUCUGUCGUCGAGAUAGCCUUUAGGACCGCGACUCCGAAGAAGAACACCUCAGAAACGAAGUUUGUUCGGUGGACAAACGACGAAGAGGACGGGUUUAUGGCGAACUGGCCUCAGUCGCUAUUUCCAAACGAGGACGAGCUCCCGAUUACGUCUGCUGCGGUUGCAUUGACGGUGUCCGUAGUCGUCCUUGGACUUGUUGCCUAUGUGGCUCGAAACGGCCCUAUCAAGACUACCUACUGGCAUCGUGUUUCGAUCAUUAGCUUUCUAGUUUUGAACGUGCUCCUCGCCCUCGCUUCAACCAUCUACGCCUUCACCCUCAACUCCAGAUCUGCCGGGUUCAAUGUACAGUUUGCCAUAGACACUGCCAAAGCUGCCAGUGCAGAUCUCACCGCAGGCAGCCCAGCCAGCUUCAUCUACGACCUGGGUACAUUCACCCGCGAGAUGUGGGCCUGCAAUGUUAGAGGUCUUCCCAACUUCAAUGCUGGUCUUGGUGGCAAGAUGCGCGAGGCGUGCGACCUUGGUAUCGGAGCGAGAUGGCUGUGCCUAUUCAUAUUCUUGCUCGGGACGGCUUUGCUGACAGUGGUCUUGAUGGAUCAUCGAGGAGGUGGAUAUUUUAUGCAGUCGUGGAAGAGGAGGAGGGCAGUGGAGCGGAAUAAUGUGGUGUAUGCUUGA